This is a messenger RNA of Monosiga brevicollis MX1, 2584 nucleotides long. RefSeq lists its product as uncharacterized. The coding region runs from base 1 to 2289 and encodes 762 amino acids. The transcript is spliced from 2 exons. Lineage: Eukaryota; Choanoflagellata; Craspedida; Salpingoecidae. The record is from RefSeq and is a predicted model, not a curated record.
AUGGCGAUGCCGCGCGUAGUGCAAGUCGGCGAUCUCAAUGGCGAUGGUUGGCCGGAUAUUGUGGUGGGUGCCUAUGGUGAUGGCAGCAUUCAUUGGUUCCCGAACUUGGGCAAUGGGUCAUUUGCCCCCGCAAAGCGGCUAGUGUGGAGCACGGGCGCUAUCACCACGCUGCAGCUCGUGGAUUUGAACAACGACGGUGCACUGGAUAUUCUCUAUGGCAAUUGGUAUCUCGGUGAGGUAAUCUGGCUUGAGAAUCAGGGUCCCCAGGCAGACGGUGAGCUCCUCAUGGGAUCGAUCCUCAUCUCCGACCAAGCCGACCAGGUCAUGUCUGUCCAUUUUGGGGACCUCGACAACGAUGGGCUUCUGGAUGUGCUCAGCGCCAGCGAGGCGGACCACAAGGUGGCUUGGUACCGCAAUCUCGAUUCCAACAACUUUGGAGCCCAAAUAGUCCUGUCCGACCAGGCAUGGGGCGCCACCAGCGUGCUAGCGGCAGAUCUGGACAGGGAUGGGGAUCUGGACGUGGUGAGCGCACAUGCCCAAAGCAACACCAUUGUGUGGCAUAUCAACGAUGGUGGUGCGAUCUUUGCCCCGCCCUUGACCGUCACAACCAUCGCCAAAGACGUGUGUGCACUUGCGGCGGGCUACGUCUCCAGCGAUAGCAGCCCCGAGGUCAUAUCCCUCAGCCCCACCGACGGUGCCGUGUCCAUCUACCGCGCCUUUCUCUGGGGUUUCAUCGACAGCUUGACUUUCCCCCUCGAGGUCGACCUCAAACUCAAAGCUCUCUCUCUCUCUCUCGCUCUCAAACUCUCUCAAACUCUCUCUCUCAAACUCUCUCUCUCAAACUCUCUACCAAUUCAUUUUCUCUCUCUCACUCUGGUUUUCAUUCCCAAGCUCAAAGGCAUGGAAUCGGGGGCGGAGGAGAGGGGGCAGGGGCGCGGCCGGUUGGGAUGGUGGGGAGGUCGUGGGGUGGGACUGCGGGUUUGGAUGGGUUUUGUGCUUGUUUGCUGCGCAAACCAUGGCUUGGAGGCAUCGGACUUGGAAGAUGUGGUGAGCCUGGCGGCCAGCGAAACGGGCCUGCACGUGAACAGUACCGGUGCCAUGUACUUGACCCCGGCGUUGGGCUACAGCGUGCUGGUCAACGAUCGUGCCGUGGGCCCGGCUCUGAACGAGUGGCGCCGCAUCCUUAGCUUCAAACCUGGAUUGCUCUGGGAUCUGCCCGAGCGACGCGUCAUCGCCAGUCUUUCGGGUGCAACAAGCAUCGAGGUUGCUGAUCUGGAUCAAGAUGGCCAUCUCGACGUGGUCAUCUCCAGCCAGGGCGACAAUAUGAUGGGUCUGGCGUGGUGCCGCAAUCAAGGGGGUGGCUUGUUUUCGGCACCUCUCAGGCUGGGCAAUUUCGCGCGAGUUUCUGCGCUGACGACGGCCGACCUCAACCUGGAUGGCUGGGUGGACGUGGUGGUAUCCACAAGCAACCCGGGCACCAUUCAUUGGCUCCUCAACCGCGGCAACGGCACGUUUGCCCCGACCCAGAGUCUGUCAGCCGAUAGCAUGGGCCCCGUUUCUCUUGCCGCGGCUGACCUGAACGGAGAUGGCCGACCCGAAGUUAUCUCCUGUAGUCCUACGGAUAAUCGAGUGCGAUGGCAUUACAAUCUCGUCGGGGGUGGCUUCGACAGUGCCGCCGUAAUCACCGACUCUGCCGCAAGCGUUCGUGCAGUUCGAGCCGGUGAUUUGAAUGGCGAUGGGCGCAUUGAUGUUGUCUAUGCCAAUUCGGGCGACGGCACCAUCAGCUGGGCACUCAAUUCUCUCGCGAGUGCCCCUGGCUCCUCUGUCCGGUUUGACGGCCCUUUCGUGGUCAGCAAGUGGCAUGACGGCCUUUCCGACAUCGACCUGAUGGACGUCAAUCGGGACAAUAAACUGGACGUGCUGAGUGCCUCCGCCAAUGACAACGAGGUGUCAUGGCAUGCAAAUCUUGGCCCGGGGACCUUUGUGCCGGAAAGCUUAGUGACCACGAGUAGCGCCCUCGGUGUCAGCGCUGUAUUGGGCGUGGACAUGGACGGGGACGGGCUUCCGGACAUGGUCAGUGCCAAUCGCCUACAAGACACAGUGGCCUGGUAUCGCAACACCAUAGACGGCUACUAUUCCGAGCCAAUCAUCGUGACAGCCGCCGCCCGAGGCGUCACCGGCAUUCGUGCAGCGGAUCUGGACGGGGACGGGGACAUGGACUUGCUCAGCGCGAGCCCUCGAGAUGGGAUUGUGGCCUGGUAUCCCAACACGCAGUGGUCUCGUCCGUGAUUAUUCGUCGUGUGGUCAUCAGCAACCUCUACCAACACAAACGAUCUUAUUUGUGUUGUCUUGUAAUUAUUACAUGGCAUGCACCCGCCGUGACUUUGCGCGGGCAAGCACCAUUGCGGAGCCAGCGCUGCUGCUCUGGGUGUUAUCUGGGUGUUAUUUUGUUGCUGUUUGUUUUAUUUUAUUUUAUUUUUCUGGUCGUGUUUUCUCUGUUUCCCUAUCGAAUUCUUGUUCAUCUUCCCCCUUCUGUCAUGGUAUGCCAACAUGUACAAGAUGCAAUUGCUAUGAGCUGCGCUUG